AUGACUGACAACAACCAAGGCUGUAAAAUUACGCUCUACUGGCUCGAGCAAUCCCGAAGCCACCGAAUCCUCUGGCUUCUGGAAGAGCUGAACCUGAAAUAUGAGCUGAAAAUCUACAAGCGUCGCGCCGACAAGCUCGCGCCAGCUGAGCUGAAAGAGGUUCAUCCACUAGGCAAAUCACCCGUGGUGACCAUCGAGGCGCCCGGCGCCGCAAAGCCGCUCGUGCUGGCAGAGUCCGGUGCGAUCGUGGAAUACCUCGUUGACCACUUCAGCAGCGCACGCCCGUCCCUAGUACCACAGCGGUACACACCGGGGAGUGAAGGCAAAGUGGGCGGAGAGACCGAAGAAUGGAUGCGCUACCGCUACUUCAUGCACUACACCGAGGGCAGUCUGAUGCCUUUCUUGGUGAUGACUCUGGUGAACGAUUCUAUUCGCAAUGCGCCGCCUUUCUUUGUGCGACCUAUCACUAGCAUUGUUGCUUCGCAGGUUGAAAACCAGUUCUUGACUCGCAAUGUGGAAGGUAACCUUGCUUUCCUGGAGGAUCAGCUGCGCACUUCUCCUGAGGGUGGUGAUUUUAUCUGUGGAAAGGAAUUGACUGCUGCGGAUAUUCUGCUCAGUUUCCCGGUCAUUGCUGUGACUAUGCGCGUGCUGAAGGACAAGAAGAAUCAGGAUAAGUUCCCUCUUCUCGUCGCGUAUGCCAAGCGCCUUGAGGGAAUUGAGGGAUAUAAGCGUGCUGUGAAGAAGAUUGAGGAGAGCGAAGGAAAGUUCUCUGCUUCUAUGUAA
Messenger RNA from Penicillium brevicompactum, 783 nucleotides. RefSeq names its product glutathione S-transferase. The transcript has 3 exons. The record is from RefSeq and is a predicted model, not a curated record. The coding region runs from base 1 to 783 and encodes 260 amino acids. NCBI's taxonomy places the organism in Eukaryota, Fungi, Ascomycota, Eurotiomycetes, Eurotiales, Aspergillaceae.